CAUAAAAAGGUGACCCGCAUUUUAUUCGUGUCAGUAGGAUGUAUUCUUUGGCGUUUAUUUUGGCCGUCACCUUUUUAAAUGUGGACUGCAAGCAACUGCUUGUCUCGUACCCGCUGAGAGAGACAUGUGGCCCACCACCUCCUUUAUACGUACCACCCCCACCAUUAUGCGCCCCACCCGUGCCAGCAUGUCCCCCACCCGUUCCAGUUUGUGCCCCACCGGCUCCAGCCUGUCCUCCACCCGUUCCAGUUUGUGCCCCACCGGCUCCAGCCUGUCCUCCACCCGUUCCAGUUUGUGCAUCACCCGCUCCAGUCUGCGCCCCAACAGUUCCAGUUUGUGCCUCACCAGCUCCAGUCUGUGCCACAGCCGUUGCCCUACCCUUCGUCACAGACCUCCGAACCUGCCCCGACUUUUACUUCACUGAUAUCCUCCUAUCCCCCAUAGGGUCUCUAGACCCUAUUUUCUCCAUUUAUGGGUGUCCCGAGCCAGCCACACCAGUUCCACCUGCUUCUCCACUGAAGGCACUGUCGUGUUCGUGUGGUCCGCCUCCAGGGUUCACCGAGGACUACUCCUGCGACUGCUUCUUGAAGAGAGGAUGCAUCCCCCCUCCCUUCAUAUAAGUUAUUUAUUUUAGAAUAGAAUAAAGUAAAUUAAAUACCUA
Aricia agestis (brown argus) is the source of this 661-nucleotide messenger RNA. Its product is annotated as pollen-specific leucine-rich repeat extensin-like protein 3. The transcript is spliced from 2 exons. The record is from RefSeq and is a predicted model, not a curated record. The coding region runs from base 39 to 620 and encodes 193 amino acids. NCBI's taxonomy places the organism in Eukaryota, Metazoa, Arthropoda, Insecta, Lepidoptera, Lycaenidae.